This is a messenger RNA of Bicyclus anynana (squinting bush brown), 3895 nucleotides long. RefSeq lists its product as uncharacterized. The coding region runs from base 8 to 3883 and encodes 1291 amino acids. NCBI's taxonomy places the organism in Eukaryota, Metazoa, Arthropoda, Insecta, Lepidoptera, Nymphalidae. The record is from RefSeq and is a predicted model, not a curated record. The transcript has 3 exons.
UAAAAUAAUGGCUGGAGCGAAUAGCGCUAUGUUUAUUUUCGAAGUGGUUGUGGGAAACGUGAAGAGCAUGGUGGAAAGUCGUCAUUUACUAAUAAAAAGUGAUUUUGGUGAUGUAUUCUCUUUAGAACUAAAAGAUCCUAAAACAAUGCAUAUUGUCAUCCCAGAGCCCCCACCUCUGCCGCCGGAGCCGCCAGGUAAAAAAGGUAAAAAAAAGGCGCCGAAGCCUAAAAAAGGUAAAAAGGGCGUUGUAGAAGCGCCGCCUCCCGAACCUGUAAUUCAAUCAGGUCAGUCUAUUUUAUUUUCGAGUAAUGCAGAAUUUAUUAUACAAACAAUGAAAAAAUUUCCUCUAGAACUGUCUUUGUGGAGCAAAGAAGAUAAUUUGACUUAUAUCGGCGGUACUUCUAUUCCAUGGGAUCCUGCAUUUCUUAUUUAUUUGGAAAAAAUUUGUAAUUGCGAAGUUCCUCCACCAGUUACUAUUAUUGAUGACUAUAACAUAUUUGAAGAGGGUACAGCAAAAUUAAUGGCUCAAAUUGGCCUACAAAUAAAACUAACAUUUUUGUCUGAUAAACUGACUUCAGCCUUCCGUACACUUUCGGAAGAUGCUACCGUCAAAAAGGUUUUAUAUACUGGUAUCAACUCUAAAACUACUUCUUUUAUGUGUACAUUGAAAACUACUGAUGAGGAAUUCGAAGAAAACUGUAAUAAGAUAGAAAAUAACUUCGUUAUAGAAAAAUCUAAGCCAAACAAAAUAGCAUAUGCUGAUUAUAAAAACGCUCCUGGUGCUAAUCUUACUUCAUAUACCGAUGGAGAUUACUGCUGUCGUAAUAACGCCGACAAACCACCGGACUCAAUAUACAAAGCCCCUGAGACUUGUCCUGAUAUUGAUUUUAUAAUAGAUUACGUAAGAAAGAUUAUCGUUUCCUGUAAUGACAAUAUGAGAAUGUUAACACCACGUCCUACUAUACAACCUAGAAUUAAAGCAACAGAUAUAGACAGACUGUGUUAUUGCAAACAAACAAAGUGGCCGGAGGGAGCAAUUGCUGAAAGAUUUAAGAAUGAAGCACAAUCUGAGCCCUGUCCGAUGUGCAAUAACGAGAGUAAACCUAAAGGCGCUCGUGGAACUACUUUUGACAUAGCUAACAUAAAAGGACCUUGUGGUAAAACAGAUUGUAAAAUAGCUAGAGAUUUAAGGGAAUACAUUGAGAAUCUUAUUGAAGAAGAGAAUAAAGAGAUUGACAUUAAUGAUAUUAUUGGACCUUGUGGUAGUAAGGAAUGUAGAAUUGCGGAAAAAAUUCAAGAAUUUCUUCGCCACGAGGGUGUAUUCACUCACGGCGCUACCUUGGAAGGUUUGUCGACACAGUGCGGAUGUAUAAAAACAAUGCAAGAAGCUCUCACACAAAAGGAAUCUUGUGACUCUUCUUGCUCCAAGGAUUGUGCUGAAACAACCAGCGAGGAGAGUAAAUGUGAUGGAUCAGUUUGCCCUUUUAGAUCUAAAGAUAAGCAAGUAUAUGACGUUUACUACUUUACUGUGGAGUACGACUUUGACAAGAAAAGUGCUGGAUCAACAUCUCCAAGUAACACAACUUUUAAAAACAGUACAAGGUCAACUUCUCCUAGUAACACGAAUAAAUCAGACAAAUCAUCUAAAUAUAAAUAUUGUUCUAGCUAUUGCCCUAGCACGAAAACUACUACAACAAAUUGUUCCAAAAGCGUUUGCUCUAAUUUAUUGGAUAAACAAGAAGGUAUGUCAGAUCAUAAAUCCAAAUGUCAGAGCUCUGUGUGUCUAGAUGAUGAACCAAGUCCGGCAGAUAGCAAUAUCGAAAUAAAGUUGGAUGAUAUUCAUAAUCCUUGCUGUGUGAAAACCUGCGAUGUUGCUGAUACGGUAAAAGACUUUAUAGUCGAUGGUAUAACAAAAAGUAAAGGCAAAGUAGAACAACACCCUGACGAAUGUUUCUGUGACUGUGAAUGCAAUUUCAAGCUUACAAAAAAUACAACCUAUUGUGCUGUUUGCGGUGGCUACGAAUGUUUAGGCCACGAUGUGGAACAUAUGCCUGCAUUUGCGAAGCCGCAUCCUUGUCCAAUUUAUCACAAGAUGUACGAUAAAAAAGUUAUUCAAAUCCAUAGCCCGUGGUCAGGAGACGAGAAAGAAGCUAAAAAAGUUUUAGACGUUAUGAGUAUUAAAAGCUCACGCACGCAAACUGGUUCCAAAAGUGGCCACGGAGAUAAACGGUCGAUAUCACGAACAAUGAAAAAUGCGUCUGAAAAGAAAAUAAAAACUGUUAAAGAAAUGAAAACUGAACCCGAAAAAAAGAAAGUAGGCAAAUUCACUGCCAAUGUAGAUACUACAAUAAUGCCAGUUGAAGUGAAGAAAAAACCGGAGACCAAGUACCCAUAUCCCCAAGUGCCCAAAACAAUGGGCUGGAAUUGGAACGCGGAAGAUAUUCCAGGACUUAAGCCUCGACCAAAAUGGAAACCUGGUGCAGCUCACAAACUUUUGGUGAGACGAUAUAGGGCAAUAAGGGAAGGAAUAGAUAUUAUAGCUAAGAAAAAAAGAGCUAUGAUGAAUCGAAAGAAAAAAAUUGAAAUGAAGCCUACUUUAGUAGUGAAGAAAGAAGAUGGUGAAUAUACCGUUCAAAUGGAGGUCUUGAAAAAAUAUUCUAAGGAAAGGCUGCUUUUUCAGUAUCCAUACGAUGAGAAACCUCCACUCAUAUACAAGAUAGGCAGAACUGCAGAAGAGCAACAAAAGAUUCAAAAUCAACGAGAAAGACGACAACGAAGAGAUACAAGAAGAAAAAGUACCUUGUUACAAUCGACUUUUAGAGACAGAUGUCAAGAAAUUUGUGUGAAAGCGUUUGACCAAGCAAUGGGUGUGCUACCUUUGCCAAAUCCAAACGAUCCUGAGUGUCCAUGUCACACUGAUGCAGUAAAAAUGCUUAGCCCAUCAAUAGAUUCAUGUUCUUGUUCUGAUGAAGACAAUAUUUCCAGCGGUGAUACUGAUAACGAUGAAUGGGUUAUAGAGUUUACUCCACCUAUAGCUCGAUGGGAUGUUAAAGUAAAACAUCCACCAGUUUUGUCUGCCAACGAGAGUCAAUACACUUAUUUAGAUUACAAGGUGAAAUUACUUGAUAAGCAAGGAAAUCCUGUUCCGAGAUAUUUCAAAGGUCCCGAUGGAAAACAGGAGUGUAGUGAUCUUGGUGGGUUUUGGGGCCCUAAGCAUGAGUGGUUUGAGAUUAAUAAAGAUGGCUAUAUCGGACCUGAUGGUCGAUGGAUACCGAUGAAUUUCAUCGGCCCUGAUGGAAUGUUUUAUUCGGCUGAGGAAGGUUUCUUUACAGAUAAUAGUGGUCGAAAUUUAACAUUAGGGGUUGAUGGUUAUAUAGAUAAAGAUGGAAAGUGGGCAUGGUAUUCUAAGCAAAGAGGUAAGAGCCCAAAAUCAAUGUUGUCUUCCAGAAUUGACACGGCGUUGGAUAUCAAAAAAAGUAAGAAAAUAGAAAAUAGUCGUGUAACUACAGGUAAAACUAAAGGUAACAUAGGAGACAAAAAUGAUUCGAAAACAAACAAAUCUAAAACACCAUCUCCUGUUUUAUCAAAAAAUGCUCGGUUUUCAAGUAAAGAAAAGAAAGUAGUACAGCUACAGUCUAGUAAGCGAAAAAAUCCUUUAGUAAUGAGUGCAUCGGUAAAUUUUGAUCAAUAUAGGUUGUUCAAUUCAACUUCGAUGAAAAACACUUCAGAUGGUAAAAAUUUAGAAAAGAAAUUGGAAAAGUAUAAUGAGAUUAUGAGAGAAUUAGAAAUGUGCGAUGAGGUGUCAGACAUCAAGCGACCAGGAAAAACUAACAGAGCUUCGAAUACGUCAGGAAAAUUUUUUUGUUCCCUUCGCAAGGCAUAAAUAACAUUGUCC